AAAUUUCACUCGUUUAAUUUUACCGUAUUCUGUGGAGGUGAUCACAUCUCUUUUAAUCUAAAAAUGCGUAGUUUAGUCUCCUAUCAUUCCACAAGCGGUGUUGGUAGGGGUGGUAGAAGCGAACGGUGGUCAGGAGCACAUCUUGAACAGAAAUCAGGUUAGAAGGCGAGACGUUUUGAAGGUGUUGCCUACGAUAGACAGCGUCAUUACGUAUCAGGAUGAUACCCUGACAAAUCACAUCCCAGGCCUGCCUUGUCGAUACACUUCUUCUGAAGGCACUUUACCGUCUCGUUGUAUACCUACCCCGUUAACCGGCACCGGAAAUGGAGGAACUACGAAUAAUGCUGUUCAGCCAUCGUUACCUAAUGGUUCGAUUGGGUCACAGCCUAAAAGCUGUGACAGCUCGUGCAGCGAAAGUUGCAAGACCGAGACGUCGUACCCUCCUUCGAUGAUUUCCAGCCCUUUAUCGAGACCGGAAAGCAAGCUGUCCUCGCUGUGUACCGCGACGAAUGAGUGUUCACCUGACCUUACCGACACAGAAAACUUUUCCGCAUGCGGUCCUCGGCUGUCGUGCAGCUGUUGUAAAGGGUACCUCGAUAUGCCGCACAAUCCCUCAGCGAUGCCUUGUCACUUCGUCCAGGAAAAACCUGAACGCUAUGGCAACCAGCCUGACGGACAACAGAACAAACCGGGCUGCGGGUGUUGUGCAGAAGACGCUCGUAAUGCUAUGAACUAUCCCUGUUCCGAAAACGUGUCGUCGUGUCCUCCGAUGUGCUCGGCAGUGAACCGACCAAGGACAUGCCACUAUGGUGCUGAAAACACGUGUAUUACACACGCUGGUUCCAUCGGUCCGGUGCCAGCAGGCAAUUCAGUGAUGCCGAACGCGUACCCAGCGAUCUCAGAACAAGUGAUGCCCAUUUCGCUGUCUUCCGCAGUGACUCAGCGCACCUGGCCACCUCACAGUCGAACUUGCACCGCACCUGAACCGACUGAGAGGUUCGCUUCAUACGAGUAUAAACCUCCGCCUGCAAUUUCCAACGACUGUCAUGUACUGUCCAGUGGCUACAGCUGCACUGAACAGAAAAGGGCUGGCCUUCAAUGCAAUACUGCUGCUGCUGCUGCUGCAUCCCCGAACAGCGAACUGGAUCUCAGCUCGCUAACGCUCCAUUCGUCACCCAGCGUACGCAGUGAAUCCAUUGGCACCGGUCAGCUACCUCAGACAGAAGCGAUUGGCAAUGAACAUGAAGCGACGCCCACUUCAUCAUAUCAGGAAGGCAAUUUAGUCGUCAGCGACAUGGGAUCGAAUCUCGUCACGUUGAUGGGCGAAACUGAAAUGUUAUUUUGCAGAAUAUGCUAUAUCGGCUCUUGA
Molecule: messenger RNA, 1369 nt
Organism: Soboliphyme baturini
Lineage: Eukaryota; Metazoa; Nematoda; Enoplea; Dioctophymatida; Soboliphymatidae
Source: the annotation of a GenBank genome assembly